AUGGCGGACGUGAACAUGACGGAUGCACCUGUCCAGAAGCCGAAGGCGACCAAGGCGACUGCCGGCACAGACGGCGACAAGAAGCGCUUUGAAGUCAAGAAGUGGAAUGCCGUUGCUCUCUGGGCGUGGGACAUCGUCGUCGACAACUGCGCUAUUUGCCGUAAUCAUAUCAUGGACCUGUGCAUCGAGUGCCAGGCCAAUCAGGCUUCCGCUACGAGCGAGGAGUGCACCGUUGCCUGGGGUAUCUGCAACCACGCCUUCCACUUCCACUGCAUUUCCCGAUGGUUAAAGACGCGACAAGUGUGCCCACUCGACAACCGAGACUGGGAGUUCCAGAAAUACGGUCGGUAG
This is a messenger RNA of Didymosphaeria variabile, 351 nucleotides long. It is a transcript of the gene HRT1, whose product is annotated as RING-box protein hrt1. The transcript has 3 exons. The record is from RefSeq and is a predicted model, not a curated record. Gene Ontology annotation, biological process: ubiquitin-dependent protein catabolic process; protein ubiquitination. The coding region runs from base 1 to 351 and encodes 116 amino acids. Gene Ontology annotation, molecular function: cullin family protein binding; zinc ion binding; ubiquitin protein ligase activity. Lineage: Eukaryota; Fungi; Ascomycota; Dothideomycetes; Pleosporales; Didymosphaeriaceae. Gene Ontology annotation, cellular component: nucleus; cullin-RING ubiquitin ligase complex.